Messenger RNA from Darwinula stevensoni, 1746 nucleotides. The record is from the annotation of a GenBank genome assembly. Lineage: Eukaryota; Metazoa; Arthropoda; Ostracoda; Podocopida; Darwinulidae.
CGGAGCCACAUUUCCUAUUCCCAUCCGGCCUCUACGUCGUGGAUUCGUACAACGUUGGUCUCAGAGAAAUUGUUCUGUGCUGGGUGAUGAGAUACUGGCUUAGACUUUCAAAGUAAGGUUUUCAAGACCUGCACAGGCUGAAGAUUUGACAUCAAGGAAGCUACCUAUAUACCAGGAAAAUGUUUUGGGGCCUUGUGGUGGAAGCAAACAAGCGAUAUGCUCAGACUGUCGCCAAAGAAUUUCACAUCUCUAUGGCUGCCCUAGCCAAUCGUGAUUCUGCAAGUAAAUGUACUCUAAAAUUGGAGUAUCAGGGACAAGAGAUUAUAUUAUGCCAUUUGGAUCCUGAGAAAAAUUUCCAGCAGCCAUUGGAUUUGAGUUUUGAUGAAGGAGAUGCUAUUGUCUUCUCACUUGAAGGACUAGGUUCAAUACACCUCUCUGGUUACACGUUAGGAGGAGAUGAAGAGGAGGAGGGAGAUAGUGAAGAGGAUGAAGAGGCAAUGGCUGAGAUGAUGAGGGCCCUAAAGGGGAAGACUCAGAAGAAGAUGGGGGUUAAUGACAUGGAGUCCUAUUCAGAGGAAGAAGAUUCUGAUGAGGGGGAGGCUGAGCUUCCUCAGCUGAAGCUCUCUGAAUCCAAGAAGCGUAGUAGAGCAGGUGACUUGCAGUCUGGUGUUUCUCCUGCCAUGAAGAAGGCAAAACAGGUGGAGAAGGUCAAGGAAGAGGAAGAUGAGAGUGACGAAGAGCAAGACGAGGAUGAAAUGAAGCAAAUGCUAGACAUUGAAGCUUUGGAGGAUGAAGAUGACCUCUCUGACAUUGACAUGGAUGAGCUUUCUGAGGAAGAGGAUGAAGACAGUGAGGAUGAAGGGGGAGCAGAAAAGGCCAAGAAGGAAAGUCAAAAGAAAAAACUGCAGUUCCAGGUUGAGAAGAAGAAGGAAGGGAAAAAGGCAGAAGCAGAUGUGAAGAAGGAUAAGAAAUCACCUGGGACCCCAGCAUCUCAAGCACCCAAAACUCCAGCUACUCCAAUGUCCAAUGGGACAGAGAGUGGUAAGAAGAAGAGAAAGAGGAAGAAGAAGAAGAAGGGUGGAAUUGAAGGAGAUGGGACUCCUGGACAGCCUGGGCAGGUUAAACCUGAGAAUAGGUCACCUGUUGGGACACCUGGUGGCCCAGGGAAAACGGAAAACAAAGGGGGUGUCCUGGUCACCACUCUGAAGCAGGGUUCUGGACCUGUUGCCAAGGCUGGCAGAUUUGCAGAUGAUUUUGGGAAUGGUCUGCAGACAAAAAACAUUGUGGGCCAUGUGGCUGAUUUGCAGGUGCAUGUGUACUACCAAGGGAAGCUGAAAACAAGUGGGAAGGUGUUUGAUGCACAAAGACAGGGGAAAGGGUUUCGAUUCCGAGUGGGAGCGGGAGAGGUGAUCCAGGGAUGGGACAAAGGUGUUGAAGGGAUGAGAGUUGGUGAGAAGCGACGCAUCGAGGUCCCACCCAAGUUUGGGUGCGUCCCUCCUUUCAGAAUUUUAUUUUGCACCUGCAUGACCUUGCUUUCUAUCACUGAGCACUGCCAUGUAGAGGGGCACAAUGUACCCAGUAUUAGGUACGGCGAUAAAGGAGCCCCACCAGACAUUCCCGGGAAUUCAACCCUUGUCUUUGACGUAGAAUUGAAGGCUGUCUCCUGAAGAGGAAUGCUAUUUUGGGGUUCUUACUUUGAUCAUUUAUUGGAAUAAAAUCAUGUUUGUGUUGACUCAUCUUUCCACA